CGGGUGACUGACCAGCGCCCAUAAAAAAGAGUUGACGAGUCCAUGCACUGCCCAUCGCAUGGGCGUCACUUUCCAGCCCUAGGGGGGUCACCCAGUACGGGUACUACCUACAGAACAUAAUUUUAGGCACACUCGGCUACCAGUUCAUGCAGGUGCCGUUGCAAAGGCAGCCAACCCACCAGUCAGAGUUUGCCCCUCCAUAACACAAGUUCGACGACGUAACUUCUAGAGGCUUGACCUCACUUGGCGCUUAACCAACUUGGAUUUAUCCAGCCUUCGCGCUUUUCAACGUACCUAGUAUACUUGAACCUUUCCUCUUGCUGCCUUGGAUGGUCUGUACAAACAGUGAGUGAAAACCAUGGAUCAGAACAAUUUGCGACGGAAGGACACCACGAAGGGGCCUCCACUGCGCGUCCUUUCGCUGGAUGGCGGCGGCGUGCGUGGUUAUUCCAUGCUUGUCAUUCUGCAAGGUCUGAUGCACCGAGUCUAUGUCGAGUCCGAAGGCAAACCUCCUCGCACAGACGAGAUCCCCAAACCAUGCGAUUAUUUCGACCUCAUCAUCGGAACCGGCACGGGUGGGUUGAUCGCCAUCAUGCUGGGAAGGCUGCGCCUGGACCUUGAAACGUGCAAGGAAGUCUACGUCAGGAUGACAAAGAGAGUGUUUGAGACAGACAAGACCAUAGCCGGCAUCCCCUACAAACAUACAUUGUUCAAGGCCUCCAAACUCGAAGAGGCCAUUCGAGAAUGUGUCAGGAACCACACUGUCUACGAGGAUGAGGGGAAUGACGGCACAGCAUCAGGGGGCAUAGAGUUCGGCGACCUCAGCAGCCCAAGUCCCAUCAGCACAACGAGCAAUGCUGCCAUGAGGAGGUCCAUGAGUGUCAAGAGCAAUAGCUCGCUUGGAGUGACCAGUCCAGCGGGCGCAAGGAACUCCCUCAUCUCUCCACAAUUUCCUGGCUGGGGCAAUUCGAACGCGAGCCUGUACGACGGACGUGAGAAUCGGGCGAAAACUGCGGUAACCGCUGUCUACCAGGACACACCCAAGAACGGAUCUUCGAUCUUGCUGCGUUCAUACGAUUCGAGAAGGGAACCACCUCCGGAAUUCAACUGUACGAUUUGGCAAGCCGGGAGAGCCACUUGUGCCACCGGUCUGGCUUUCAAACCUAUCAGAAUCGGCCAAAGUGUCUUCGUGGAUGAAGGCGCUGGCAAUUACAAUCCUGCACCACAAGCUCUUGAAGAAACCCUUAGCGAAUGGCCCGCUCGUGAGAUCGGCGUAUUUGUCAGCGUUGGCACUGGCAAGCGCCCUGAGGGCAGCAAUGUCCCAGAUCAUGAAUGGUGGGAAGAUUUUCUAGGCGGUAGUAUGGGGUUGUUCGCCGAAGCAAGACGACGAUUGAUUGCCAAAAUCGAGGCUUGCGAGGUCACGCAUCAGCAGAUGCUCAAGACUGAGCUGGCCAAACGUGGCGUCCCGAAUGAUGUCUACUACAGGCUCAAUGCCACGAGCGCAGUUGGGUCAGUGGGCAUGAACGAAUGGAAUGCCGUGUCGACGAUCCAAACUAACACCCAGAAAUACCUGAGACAAGAAGACACCCAGAGGUUGCUGGGAGAUGCUGCGAUGAAGAUGGCAAAGAUCGAAAUCAUGAAAAGAAGACACGAGAGAGGAGAGACACACAACAGGGAGCCAAGCUGGUCAUCGAGGCAGAAGAACCUGCCCGCACCACCGAAUCUGGCACCUGUGCACGAUAAUGCAGUCGAACUUCCUGCAGACGAUACGUUUCCACAGACGCCGACUCAGAAUCUCAGAGUACCGGGAAACCCACCAUAUCCCAAUGACAAUUACGCCUCCUCGCAGGACAAGUUCUCCGUGUCAGCAAACGAGUCGACAUCAUCCCGGGUGUCGUCCGAAUUACCCUACCGUGGAAGGGAUGGAAGAGAUGGACGGGAUGGGAGGGACGAAAAGAUCCUGUACCAGCCCACCAAUCCUUCAUACACAUCAAGUCCUUCAGAGCCUCCGCCCCGGCCACCAAAGACACCCAUCAACGAUCCAAGCAUGCCUGUCCGUCAGUCACCCAUCAGAUCCAAUGGAGCUCCCAGACCUCCUUACCCCGACUAUGAUGAUGGUCCACCACCGAUUGUCAGCAAGCUCAGAAAACCAGAAUAUACACCGAGAUGAAAAGGGUUACAGCUUGCUUUCCUGUUUCAAUACAAAAUUGGGCGCUUGUAAUAUUGGCUAGCACUCGACGAUAUGCGAUCUGGACAUGAUGAUAUGAACUUGAUGAGCCUGUUCCCACAAUGCACAGAUACCCCAGAUGAUUUGUACAUGGAGUUAUUGAGCUACUGGGUAAAAAUGAACUUAUGAUAAUGAGGGAGGACUGUUGUCUGCGAGCUGUUGUUAAUCUAAUACGCACAUUAUAUUGAUCCUCUAAUACGUGUUUGUUUACUGCUGUGUUCAAUACUCGACUGGUAUGACUGGAAUAAAGACCAAGUAUACCGAGCGUCAAGCUCCAAGGGAUCUCAACAUAGACGUGGCCAAGAGUGUCAUAAGCGUGAUCAGUCUGGAGUGAUAACUGUACC
Exophiala viscosa is the source of this 2571-nucleotide messenger RNA. RefSeq names its product acyl transferase/acyl hydrolase/lysophospholipase. The transcript is spliced from 3 exons. Gene Ontology annotation, cellular component: membrane. The record is from RefSeq and is a predicted model, not a curated record. Gene Ontology annotation, biological process: arachidonate metabolic process. Bases 359 to 2170 code for a protein of 603 amino acids. Lineage: Eukaryota; Fungi; Ascomycota; Eurotiomycetes; Chaetothyriales; Herpotrichiellaceae.